GUGUGUGUGUGUGUGUGCGUGUGUGUGUGUGUGUGUGUGUGUGUGUGUGAGAGAGAGAGAAAAGGGGGAGGGAUGGAGAGUGAGAGUAUACUGAGAUACUGAGAUCUGUCAGAUUCAAACACACGACUCUCUCCUCCUCGCCGUCUGUGCCAUGAAGGGAAGGAGGGACGGGAGGAGAGAUCUGAGGAAAAGGUAGAAGGAGACGGCACAGAGUGAGGCCAGUCCAGCCCAUGGAUCGGCGAUCCAUGGACACACCCAACCGGCCUAACGUCCCUGGCGAGUGCGGCCGAUCGACGCUGAUGAUGCCCCUGCUCUGCGUCUGGCUGUAGGUCGAGCGAACGGUCGGGGCGGGGGGACGGGGGGGGGGGAGAAGAAGGUCACAGACCGCGGAGCCAGUACAGGCUCUGAGGUUGGAAGGUUAAAGAAGAAGAGGACUCGUGGAGAGACUUGCAUCAUCGGGGAGCGAAGAUGAUGACAUCCCAUGGGAAAUUGAGGAGGGAGAAGGGCAGCCUGGCCGAGUAUGAAUCACAGAUGAAAGACCUGCGGGCCCAGCUAACCGACCAGAUCAAGAUUUUGGACUCCCAGGUAGAAGUGAAACAGCAGCAGCUUUCAGACCUUUCGGAGUUCCUCCGUCGACGGGGCGAUAUCGAGGCCGAGUAUGCACGCGCCCUGGAUAAACUCACCGAAAGGUUCACGCACAAGACCAAGAAGAAGGAGCAGUGGGGACAGUCGGUGUGUCAAGUCUGGUCCGUUUUGCUGACUCAGACUCGUUUGGAGAGUCGUGAGCAUUCGGCGUUGGGCGACACCUGCUGCAACACGCUCACACAGCGCUUAGUGCACAGUACGGAGGACUCACAUCGGCUGCACAAACGGAGCAAAGAGGUGGGGAUCCAAAUGCAGGAUGAGCUGCUGAAGGUCACCACUGAGCUGCAGACGGCUCUGAAGACGUACAACCAGUACCACACGGACUGUCUGAUAGCCGAGGGCAAACUGAAGGAGGCCGAGCGUUUGGAGGAGAGACACACCGGCAAGUCCGCAGACCUCGGCCUUGGCCUAUCGGGAGGGCAGAGGCGGAGCUCCGUCAAGAAGAUGGAGAGAUUGAUGGAGAAGAGGCACGGCCGAGUGCAGGAGACCCAGCUGAAGUGCACCAAGGCCCGCAACGACUACCUGCUCAACCUUGCCGCGGCCAACGCCGCCAUGAACAAGUACUACCUGCAAGACGUCAGCACGCUCAUUGACUGCUGCGACCUCGGCUUCCACCCGUCCGUGGAGAGGGCGAUGAAGUGCUACCUGGCCAGCAGGUGGCGCAUCCAGAAGACGGAGGAGGCGGGGCUGAAACAGCUGGAGGCUGCGGUGACGUCGCUGGACCAGGGCGGCGACAGAGAUGCUCUGCUUCAGCAGCACGACUCCGCCUUCUGCCUUCCCUUCAGGUUCAACUACCACCCGCAUGAGGGCGACCAGGUGUGCGAGGUGAGUGCGGAGAGCCAGGUGAGGUACGAGCUGGAGACCAGAUUUCAGCAGCUUCAGUCUCGACUCGCUGCUGUCACGCUGGAAACAGAGGAGGUCAGUAAAACCCUCAAAGCCACGCUGAGCGCCCUGCUGGACUGCAUGUGCGACAGCGACUGCAACCCCUCCUCCGACAUACCCGGCGGCCUUUCGCACGAGCCCCCCGGAGGAGGAGCCAGCGCCCCAAAACUUACCCUCGCCAAGCGUCGGGCCAAUCAGCAAGAGACUGAGACAUACUAUUUAACGAAAGUAAAGGAGUUUCUCACCAGCAGCUCUCUGACUUCCAAACUUCAAGCCAAACACGAUCUUCUCCAAGAUGCCAUACAGAAAGCCGAGGCAGUCAACACAGACCCCUCCAGAAGAAGAAGAAGAAUGUCUCGUACACAGAGCACCGGCCAGCAGAUCCCCGUGGUGGUUGAGAGCUGCAUCCGCUUCAUAAACCUUCACGGUCUGCACCAUGAGGGAAUCUUCAGAGUUCCCGGGUCACAGAGAGAAGUGAAUCUGAUCAAGGAUGCGUUUGAGCGAGGAGAAGACCCUCUGUCAGACAGCGAGUGUGACCUGGACUCUGUGGCCGGGGUCUUGAAGCUUUACUUCAGGGGCCUUGAGCCGCCUCUCUUCCCCUAUGACAGCUACCUGCCUCUGCUGGAGUGUGUCCGUAAGACCCUUCUUGUCUCCCUGGCACCAGACGUUUGCCUCUUGCGCUCGCUGGAAUUUGUCACACUUGAUUUCCUCCUCCUUAUUCCACGUGCCGUUGUUUGUUCUCCCCUCUCCCUCCCCUUCAACUUCUGCUUUUUAAAUCCCACACGUUCAGCAAUCGAGUGCAUGACGGAGAAAGCGGCGCAGAUUAAGGCAAUCGUCUCCACCUUCCCACGCCCUCUGCUCAUCAUUAUGCGGUACCUGUUUGCGUUCCUCAAUCACGUGACUCAGUACAGCGACGAGAACAUGAUGCAGCCCUACAACCUGGCCGUUUGCUUCGGGCCCAGCCUGCUGAGGGGGCCGGAGUCGGACGACGCCGUCGCCAGGCAGCCGCAGGUCAACGACCUGGUCAAAACCCUGAUCCUGCAGCAUGACCUCAUCUUCGCCGGCCAGUCGGAAUUGCCCGGCCCCAUCUACGAGAAGCACAUGACUCUCGAGCAGGAGUACUGUGAACCAAUCACGGAGGAAGGAGAUGGCGAGGCCGAACACCUGCCCGGUGAGGACGAAUGGGAAGCCGUGGCGAUGUUCGACUACGUGGCGAGAUCGCCGGCCGAGCUGUCGUUCAAGCAGGGAGAACUCCUCCUUCUUCACAGCAAGGCCUCCUGUGAUUGGUGGAGGGGCGAAGCUGGAGGGGUCAAAGGUCUCAUACCGCACAAGUACAUCAGCGUGCUGGAAGGUUCUGAGAGAGGGAAAAGGGAUGAAGGAGGAGGAGGAGGAAGCACUGGAAAUCUGACAACAGAAGAUCCGCAUACAGAGAACACUGUUCGGAUGCGGGUAAACAGCGACGGCGCUUCGUUGCCAGGGCGACAGAGAGGAAGCGACGGGAGCCCCGGUCGAAAGCCACCAACUUCCCCGGCUGCGAGACACCUGCCUGCGUCUCAAGAGCGAAGACACACCUUGGACACUGUGAGACAGGCAGGGUUCAAACCGGUGGACAGACCUGCAAUUGCUCAGCCAGACAGGACGGCUACCGUUGACAAGGACAUAAUCAGUCGCCAGAUGAACUCCGUGUUCAAGGAGCUCCUGUCUCGCCAGCCGCACAUGCAGGAGCCCACAUUAGCCACCGCCGCCAUGCCCCCCGCUCCUCUUCCUCCUCCUGCUUCCUCCUCCUCCUCCUCUUCUCUCCCCGCCAAAAAAGUGGGCUUCGGUAUCCGAGGACGAGCCCUGUUCCGGCCAGUGGACUGA
Molecule: messenger RNA, 3387 nt
Organism: Nerophis lumbriciformis (worm pipefish)
Lineage: Eukaryota; Metazoa; Chordata; Actinopteri; Syngnathiformes; Syngnathidae
Product: SLIT-ROBO Rho GTPase-activating protein 3-like
Biological process (GO): signal transduction
Molecular function (GO): protein binding
Source: RefSeq, a predicted model, not a curated record